Messenger RNA from Trypanosoma rangeli, 2283 nucleotides. RefSeq lists its product as uncharacterized. Bases 1 to 2283 code for a protein of 760 amino acids. The transcript has a single exon. Gene Ontology annotation, biological process: maturation of 5.8S rRNA from tricistronic rRNA transcript (SSU-rRNA, 5.8S rRNA, LSU-rRNA); maturation of LSU-rRNA from tricistronic rRNA transcript (SSU-rRNA, 5.8S rRNA, LSU-rRNA). The record is from RefSeq and is a predicted model, not a curated record. Gene Ontology annotation, cellular component: nucleolus. NCBI's taxonomy places the organism in Eukaryota, Euglenozoa, Kinetoplastea, Trypanosomatida, Trypanosomatidae.
AUGAGGGAAACCCUACCGAUCGUAUUUGCCACUGCACGCAACGACGAGUCCGGCAAGCGACGCAUUGCACUGACGAUGCUGCAGGCCGAGAAGGAACAUCGCUCUCUGCGGCCCAUUCACGAUCAACUGCUUGAGUUUUGCCGAACGCUGCGGUCGCCAGUGCCGGCAACAGACUUGGAAGAAGAGGCGGUGCUGCUCUCCAUUGUUCGCUGUGGCGACGUGAAUGCGGUACUGCGACACCUUGAUGGGGAUAACGGGCCCCGUCCAUCGGUGUGGUGCAGAUUCCCUACAUUGGGAUGGGAGAUGGCGGGUCUCCUCCUACGACGCCUUAAUGAGCUCAGUGAAAGGCUCCUUGAUGAAGCGGAAGAUGUCGAAGAGGCCUACUGUAGUCUACUGGCCUGCAGCCACUUCUUGCUGCAAAGCAUUGCGAAUGAUGUGACUGAAGUCACGCACGCAUUACUCGAUCGCCGCCUUAACGAAGAAAAUACUAUGGGAUUUCUUCUUCUUCUUUUGGCAGCCACACGUCUUCUGCUGCAUAGGCAAGCUCAGUCUGCACUAUUGACUCUCACCGCACACCUUCGGCUGGAAGGUGCAACGGUUAGGUCUAUCUCACAUCUCCUCUUAUGCACAUAUUCGGGAACGGUCUCUACGAUGGAUCGCGUCCGAUACACCACGCUGCUGACGCUGAGCUAUCUGCAGCAGGAACAGCAGGGCGCCGGGGUUCAGCGGCAUGAUGGUACGGAGGAAACGUGGCUUGACGUGGACGCCAGCGAUGGGGCGGGGAAGCAGAGCGAGCACGGUGCAGCACUGGUUGAAGUGCAGAAAACGACAACGCUACACGUCUUUAGUGGGAUGCUGGUGCCACACGUCAUUAUGGAUCAACGGUUCCUCAUCAUGAACCACCAAAGCAACCCUCACAUUGCCCCCGAGGUCGAUAUGUUGUCGCUUCUUGUUGACAUGUGGACAGACGAGGAAGUGGCGGCGGCGGCCCUGCAGUGCCCCGCACGUCUUCAUAACACCCUGUUGGUAAAUUCGAAGGCUGACGUUGGGUGGGAGGUUCUUCGAAGCCUCUUCCCCGAAUUCUCUGUGCAGGAUGACGUCAGAUUGGCCUCGUUUGACGCACUCACCGCGGCCACUGUCAUGGACCUGCGGUAUUUGGGGCCACUCCUCCACGCCGUGCUCUCCAUGCCGGCAGAACAACUCCCGCGAAAGAACAUUGGAACCAAGUGCAUUCCAUUUCUCCUGCGGCUAUUGUCCUUCACGGAUCCGCAGCUGCGACGGCUGGGCGCGACGGCGUUGUCUGCUGUAUGGACACCAAGCGGUCCCACACGCAUUGUUGUUGGUUUUGCUCGAUUAAAACUGACACAACUCGCCGGCAAACGGGGACGAGCCACGCAUCAAAUGCAGCAGGGAGGAGACGACGUCACAUGGAACUGUCCAAGACUACCCGCCCCCGUCUCUGCCUUUCUGGUGAUGGGGCUGCAGCCCCUCACCAACGCGGCGUAUCCCCUGCACAACGACAUUAUGCGUUUCCUAAUAGAGACACAAGAGGCUUUUGCCAAUCCUGUUCCGCUGCAUCGGUUUUUGACCUCCUUUCCACUUGCAUGCAUCACAACCCCGGUAAUGAUUAAACGCCAUGAAGCGACACAGAACGGGACAAAAAGUCAUAUUGCUGCUGCUUCAGCAGAGGAAAUGGUGCGAGAACUGCGGUCGGAGGCGCCUAUUCAUUUAGAUUUUAUUGUGCGCCUGAUUCAGUUUGGGUGCCAGACAAAUGGGGAUGUGAUGGCGCUACUUCGUUCCGAGUCGCUGCAGACGAUGAUGAUGCUUGUCUCUAUGGUGGCGGCCUCAGCGGAAAUUCGUCUGCAGUUGUUACGAUGUAUUCACGUCGUCUGCAGCACCUCCUCCGCCGUGGCGAAACAGGCAUUAGAGGAGGGUCACGUGUUGUCGUGGUUACUUGGCUUUGCAGCUCAGUUGAUACGAGAGUAUGGCGGGUGUGUGUACAUGUACGGCGAGCCUCUUUUCAUGGAGGUGCUUACGCUGCUGCGGAAGCUAUCGCCGCUUUCAUUUGCCUCGACACUUCAAGCGCAACAGGUGCGGCAGCAGGUGGAGCUCAUUCGUGACGGGCUGCUUGCUAACCACGUGACAACAAAAGAUGUGCUGGAUGGGGUGGAGUGCGUCCUGCAGGAGAUGCGCGGGGGAGAGGGGUCUGCCGCGGGGACGGCGCGGAAGCGGUGGGCGCCGCACAACGAUGGGCGUCCAGUGCAAAGGAACAAGCGGAGGUGA